AACAGUGAUGGCGGCUGCUGCACGGUUCUUCAUCCGAGGUUCAAACUUGAAACUUUCCCUCUCCGGUGUUGGCACCGGGGCUCAGAGCUCGUAUGGGGCCUCCCCGUUAAAACUGUCACCCAGCUGUAAUUCGCGUACAAAAACACAACGAAGACAUGCAGCACACUUUACCUUCCAGCCUGACCCCGUCCCGACACAAUACGGCCCUACCCAGAAGAUGAACUUGUUCCAGUCAAUAACAAGUGCCUUGGACAACACUCUCUCUAGUGAUCCUACAGCAGUCAUCUUUGGGGAAGAUGUUGCCUUUGGUGGAGUCUUCCGAUGCACAGUGGGUCUGAGAGACAAAUAUGGUAAGGACAGAGUCUUCAACACUCCCCUGUGUGAGCAGGGCAUUGUAGGGUUUGGGAUCGGUGCAGCUGUUGCUGGUGCCACAGCAAUUGCUGAGAUCCAGUUUGCUGACUACAUCUAUCCUGCAUUUGACCAGAUAGUCAAUGAAGCAGCCAAGUACCGCUACCGUUCUGGCAACUUGUUUGACUGCGGGAACCUCACCAUCCGGGCUCCGUGGGGGUGUGUCGGCCAUGGAUCUCUUUACCACUCUCAAAGCCCUGAAGCCUUUUUCGCCCACUGCCCUGGUAUUAAGGUUGUAAUACCUCGUAGUCCAGUGCAGGCCAAAGGGCUGCUCCUCUCCUGCAUCGCUGACAAGAACCCAUGCAUAUUCUUUGAGCCCAAGAUUCUGUACAGAGCAGCAGUGGAGCAGGUUCCCGAGGAACCUUACACCAUCCCACUGUCGCAGGCCGAGAUCCUACAAGAAGGGAGUGACGUCACUCUGGUUGCCUGGGGGACACAGAUCCAUGUGAUGAGGGAGGUGGCCGCCAUGGCUCAAGAAAAACUGGGGGUAUCCUGCGAACUCAUCGAUCUACGGACCAUCCUGCCCUGGGAUACUGAAACUGUUUGCAAGUCGGUAGUGAAAACCGGCCGUCUGCUUGUCAGUCACGAGGCACCAAUAACAGGAGGCUUUGCUGCUGAAAUCAGCUCUACAGUUCAGGAGGAGUGCUUCCUCAACCUGGAGGCUCCCGUCAGCAGGGUCUGCGGUUACGACACUCCCUUCCCUCACAUCUUCGAGCCCUUCUACAUCCCCGACAAAUGGAAGUGCUUUGAGGCAAUCAGGAGGAUGAUCAACUACUAAACCGCCAUCAGAGCCAACUUCUGGUAGCCCUGAACUUGAAGCUCUCUCUCCCUUUUCCUCUUCAUUCAUCCAGUCGGUGGAGACCAGCCAGGAAAAGACACUUUGUUGACCAUCCAAUCAGAAAGCAGUAUCCAGAUGGGCUCCAUGUCCCUCUAUGUCCUCGAGCUAGAAGACUGUUAACCUAUCUCUGGAUUAAAGAACCGCAUUCUGUUGCAAGGGAAAAGUGACUUGAGCCACUCUAUAUGGUGAAACUAUCUUAGCUUCAUUGGUAACAUAAUGCUCAUGAUUUCAUUUCCUCCAAAAUAAAAGUUGGAUACUGUAGGGUUUAGUGGUAUUUUGGUUGAAUGGUUGAAUUUGUGACUGUGUGCCUCUCUGUGCUGUUACUUUUGAUUAUAUGUGUCCAACUCUGCUCCAAUCUUUAUUUAGUUUAACAAGAACCAAACUAUACUGUACUAAUAUAAUAGAUAUGUGGUUUUUAAGUAAAAUAAAGUGAUCUGAAUUGGUGAAAACA
This is a messenger RNA of Stegastes partitus (bicolor damselfish), 1697 nucleotides long. RefSeq names its product branched chain keto acid dehydrogenase E1 subunit beta (gene bckdhb). Bases 8 to 1186 code for a protein of 392 amino acids. Gene Ontology annotation, cellular component: oxoglutarate dehydrogenase complex. NCBI's taxonomy places the organism in Eukaryota, Metazoa, Chordata, Actinopteri, Pomacentridae. Gene Ontology annotation, biological process: branched-chain amino acid catabolic process; response to nutrient. The record is from RefSeq and is a predicted model, not a curated record. The transcript has 11 exons.